ACACACACACACACACUCCAGUCGAGGACAUUCUAUUGAACAUCAUGGCAUUUAACGGAACAUGGAAAGUGGACCGCAGUGAGAACUAUGACAAGUUCAUGGAGCAGAUGGGCAUUAACCUGGUGAAGAGGAAACUCGCAGCCCAUGACAACCUGAAGAUCACGCUGGAGCAGAAUGAAGAUACGUUCCAUGUGAAGGAGGUCAGCACGUUCCGCACACUGGAGCUCGACUUCAAGCUGGGAGUCACGUUCCAGUACUCGCUCGCUGAUGGAACCGAACUCUCCGGCUCCUGGGUGAUGGAGGGAGAUGUUUUGAAGGGAUCCUUCAUCCGUAAGGACAACGGGAAAACUCUGACCACCAUCAGGCAGAUAGUGGGUGAUGAGCUCGUACAGAGCCACAGCUAUGAAGGUGUGGAGGCUAAGAGGAUUUUCAAGAAGGCAUAAAUGCAGAGCUUCAGAAUCAGCGGGAGAACAUCUCACCUUCUGGACCAGAACCUGUGCAGCUUUACUCCACCAUCGCCCCGCAUCCUGUUCCAGUUCACACGCCACGUGUCUCCUUCUGCUCUCAUUCUGAUGUUUAAGGAAAUAAAAUGACUGAGACGUGUUUCGGUUCUCAGCUUGAUUUUACAUUUUACAGUUACGUCCCAUAUUAACGCACAGAGAACAUUCCAAAA
This is a messenger RNA of Ictalurus punctatus (channel catfish), 673 nucleotides long. RefSeq names its product fatty acid binding protein 2, intestinal (gene fabp2). The record is from RefSeq and is marked provisional. Gene Ontology annotation, cellular component: cytosol; nucleus. Gene Ontology annotation, molecular function: fatty acid binding. Gene Ontology annotation, biological process: fatty acid transport. NCBI's taxonomy places the organism in Eukaryota, Metazoa, Chordata, Actinopteri, Siluriformes, Ictaluridae.